Messenger RNA from Hypoxylon fragiforme, 2857 nucleotides. RefSeq lists its product as uncharacterized. Gene Ontology annotation, molecular function: flavin adenine dinucleotide binding; oxidoreductase activity, acting on CH-OH group of donors. The record is from RefSeq and is a predicted model, not a curated record. Bases 268 to 2685 code for a protein of 805 amino acids. NCBI's taxonomy places the organism in Eukaryota, Fungi, Ascomycota, Sordariomycetes, Xylariales, Hypoxylaceae. The transcript is spliced from 9 exons.
UUUCCCGGCACCGUCCUCCGCAAUCUAGUUCCUGCUUUAGCCAGGCCUUCGAUUUUAACAGUGGCUACUAUGGUACGAUGCAGCUCGACUGCAGAUCAUUGCCCUAUCACGUCUUCUCUCUGGGGAACCGGGCGGACAACGAGAUAUCUUGGCUUCGCCGGUUGCCACAGCACGAUGCCAUUUAUUAAUCGAUCCAGAUCCCAUUCCUCAGUAGGCCUGCGUUCCAUGCCUCACUAGGUCUUGGAUGCUUGGCCUGUGACCCCCAAGAUGCCGUCCUUCCCACGUAUUGCAACUGCUGUCCUAGCUGCUGCUGCCACUUUCCGAAGCUGCAUUGCCCAAGAUCCAGUUCCAUAUACAGACCCAGAUACGGGAAUUGAGUUUGGAACAUGGGAACAAGGCGAUAUUACGUUUGGUCUGGCACUACCUGAGGAUGCCUUAACGAAGGAUGCCACCGAAUACAUCGGUAUAUUGCGAUGCUCCACGGGGUGGUGCGGUUUAUCCCAUGGAGAGUCCGGUCAGAUGACACAGGCCUUGCUGCUUGUUGCCUGGCCCUACGAAGGCCAAGUCCUGACGUCCUUCCGAUUCGCCUCCGGGUACAGCUUUCCCGGUGUCUACACCGGAGACGCGACGCUGACCCAGAUCUCGUCGAAAGUGGACGCAAAUGGGUUCGAGGUCAUCUACCGAUGCCAAAACUGCUUCUCCUGGGACCAGAGCGGCAGUACCGGCAGCGUGAAGACCAGCGAAGGACUGCUCGUCAUGGGACGAGCCUCGGCGAAGACUGUCCCCAGCAACCCUCAAUGCCCCGCCGAUAUUCGGUUCGGACAGCAUGAAGCCUUUGGCCAGUUUGGCGCUCCCCUGACCGGGAUCGGCAAGGCCAAGUAUCCAGAAUGGGCAGAGUUGGCAACGAAGACCGUCCCCGGCGACUGCGGCACGCCCGACGAUCCCGGCACCCCUCCAGCAAACCCUGCCCCCGUUUGCGACGCGGCCAUGGCAAAUCAGACGUUCGACUACGUUAUCGUGGGUGCUGGGGCCGGAGGUAUCCCCAUCGCGGAUCGAUUGAGUGAGAAAGGUCACAGCGUGUUGCUCAUCGAGAAGGGGCCGCCAUCGGCAGGAUUGUGGGGAGGAUCCAUGAAGCCGCUGUGGCUGGAGAAGACAGAUCUCACACGUUUUGACGUUCCGGGUCUCUGCAACCAGAUUUGGGUCGAUUCAGACGGUGUCGCUUGCUUAGAUACCGAUCAGAUGGCUGGAUGUGUUCUUGGUGGAGGCACAGCCGUGAAUGCUGGUUUAUGGUGGAAGGCAAACCCGAAGGACUGGGACGAGAACUUCCCCGAUGGAUGGAAAAACUCGGACCUCAAAUCAGCGACAGACAGAACAUUCAGACGCAUACCCGGAACUACGAGGCCUUCCCAGGAUGGCGAGUUGUACAUGCACCAAGGAUUCGACGUCAUCUCCAGCGGUCUGCAAAAGGCUGGGUGGAAGAACAUACCGAUCCCGAACGACGCCCCUACUCAGAAGAACCACACGUUCGGCGCUACGACGUACAUGUUCUCCAACGGUGAAAGAGGCGGUCCGAUGGCCACGUACUUGGUCACGGCAGCCAAGCGUGACAACUUCGCGCUGUGGAUGAACACCCCUGUGCGAAGAGCUCUCCGAACAGGUGGACAUGUCACCGGAGUCGAGCUGGAUUGCACAGUUGAGGGAGGCGGGUAUGGCGUCGUUAGCGUCACCCCUGACACCGGUCGAGUCAUCGUUUCGGCAGGCACUUUUGGCUCAGCCAAGUUCUUAUUGCGAAGUGGCAUUGGCCCAGCGGAUCAACUCGAAGUAGUCGCCGCUUCGACAUCCGAUGGAAAAUCAUUCAUUGAGAAGGAAUCCUGGAUUAACCUGCCAGUUGGCUAUAACUUGAUGGACCACGUUAAUACCGAUACCUACUUCACCCACCCCGACGUGGUGUUCUACGACUUCUACGAAGCAUGGACCACACCUAUUGCCGAUGACAAGCAGAAGUACCUAGUGAACCGCACUGGCAUCCUCGCCCAAGCUGCCCCUAAUAUCGGCCCUGUGUUCUGGGAUGAAAUCGAGGGUGCGGACGGAGUAGUACGACAGCUCCAGUGGACAGCCCGAGUAGAGGGUGCAGACCUGACCAACAGCACGAACACCAUGAUAAUGAGCCAGUACCUCGGCCGGGGCCAGACAUCCCGCGGCCGCAUGACCAUCAACCCCGGCCUAACGACCGUCGUCACGACGCCGCCGUACCUCCGCGACGAGAACGACAAAGCCGCCGUCAUCAAGGGCAUCGAGAACCUGCGCAGCGCGCUCGGCAGCGUCAAGGACCUCGAGUUCCGCCUCCCGGCCUCCAACCAGACCACGACCUCGUACGUCGACGCCAUCGAGGUGACGGCCGCCAAGCGCCGGUCGAACCACUGGAUGGGCACCGCCAAGCUCGGCCCCGACGACGGGCGCCAAGAAAACGGCACCGCGGUCGUCGACCUCGACACGAAGGUGUACGGGACGGACAACCUGUUCGUCGUGGACGGGUCCAUCUUCCCGGGCAUGGUGACGGGCAACCCCUCGGCGAUGAUCGUGACCGCCGCCGAGUACGCCGCCGAGAAGAUCCUGGCUCUCGAGCCCAAGGUCGCUGAGAAGAUACCCAAGAACACGGGCGCGCAGAUCCUUACGUUGGGGUAAAGGGGUAGGUAUGUAGGUAAAAGGUUUUAAAAAAAAAAAGAAAAUCGAGAAAAACGAAUAUAGUUGCAGUAAGCCUCGGGGAUGUUUGUGUUGUUGAGUAUAGCGUAGUUGGGACCCGUUGGUUUUGCAAAAGGCUCUUGUAUAUACGUCUCUGUUUCAUGAGUGUGUCUUU